AUUUAUUUAUAAUGGCUACUAAGAAAUCUGAUGCCUGUCCCUUUAUGUUUGCUGGCCAAGAAGUAAGCAUAUCACAGCAACAAAGUCAAAAAAAUGAAAAAGGAUGCCCAUUUACAAGCAACUCAGACGAUGAUAUUAAGGACAUGAUGUCUCAAAAUCUAGGCGAAAACUCUCUAGGAAGUGAAGUAAAAUUAAGCUCUCUUAACUAUUUCUUGCCGGAAACUCAGAUUAAAAGAAAUCAUGAGUAUCUUUUGGACCCUCAACUUGCUUCCGCUAUGAAGGAAGGUACCAAAAUUGUUCAUUCUGCUGCUGAGAAUAGUGCUUUUACAAAGCGCUUUUUGAGUGGUAAUAUCAACAAAGAUGAAUACGGUAGAUAUAUCAAUUCUCUUUAUUUUGUUUACAAAACAAUGGAAGAACUAUUGGCACAGCAUAAAGACAAUCCCUCAAUAAAGAUGGUUUAUUUCCCCUGUGAGCUCAACCGUGAGCAAGCAUUAAUCAAAGACCUUGAGUACUACUAUGGUAAAGAACGUGUUGCUGACUUGAUUGAUUUCAAGCACACUACUCCUGCUGUCAAGAACUAUAUAGCUUCAUUAAAACAUGCUGCUGAAAGAGACCCUGCUCUAUUGAUUGCCCAUAGUUAUUCUCGUUAUUUAGGUGAUCUUAGUGGCGGUCAAAUUCUAGCCAAGCGCUUAAAAAAAUAUGUUCUCAAGAUCGAUGUUACUGAUGCUGCAUGGGACUCUUAUGAAGGUCUCAAGUUCUAUAAUUUUGAUCACAUUGGUAGUCAGCUCGAGUUUAAAAAUUUGUAUCGUCAACGCUUAGACUGUGCUCAUGUCACACAGUACUUGAAAGAUUUAAUUGUUACCGAGGCUAUUCGUUCUUUUGAACUAAAUAUUUCCCUGUUUAAUGAAAUUCAAGAGCUCUCAGAAGCACAUCAAUUAAACCCUACUUUAUCUGAUACCGAAUCUGUGGAAGAAAAUCAUGAAUACAAGCUUCCUGGUAUCAAUACAGACUGGUUGGUUGGCUUUUUUACAGGUACACUUACCUUGGUCGUUGGUCUUUCAUUGUAUCAUCGCUUUUCUUACAAGUAACUUUAAUUAUGAAAUGCAGAUACAUCGGUAUUUGAAUACAGCUUACUUUACCAAAUAAAAAAACUUUGCUCUUUCUUACG
Messenger RNA from Gilbertella persicaria, 1168 nucleotides. Its product is annotated as heme oxygenase-domain-containing protein. NCBI's taxonomy places the organism in Eukaryota, Fungi, Mucoromycota, Mucoromycetes, Mucorales, Choanephoraceae. The transcript has 9 exons. The record is from RefSeq and is a predicted model, not a curated record. Bases 12 to 1088 code for a protein of 358 amino acids. Gene Ontology annotation, biological process: heme catabolic process; response to oxidative stress; heme oxidation. Gene Ontology annotation, molecular function: heme binding; heme oxygenase (decyclizing) activity.